Penicillium bovifimosum is the source of this 1068-nucleotide messenger RNA. Its product is annotated as IST3 family RNA-binding protein. Gene Ontology annotation, cellular component: catalytic step 2 spliceosome; precatalytic spliceosome; U2 snRNP. NCBI's taxonomy places the organism in Eukaryota, Fungi, Ascomycota, Eurotiomycetes, Eurotiales, Aspergillaceae. Bases 1 to 1068 code for a protein of 355 amino acids. The transcript is spliced from 3 exons. Gene Ontology annotation, molecular function: RNA binding. Gene Ontology annotation, biological process: mRNA splicing, via spliceosome. The record is from RefSeq and is a predicted model, not a curated record.
AUGAACUCCAUUCGCCAGGUUCAGGCCCUCAAUAAGCGCGAGCUUGAGCAUGCGAUACCCCCAGAGGCAUCAUGGCAUGCAGACUAUCGCGACACCGCAUACAUCUACAUCGGAGGACUUCCAUUUGAUCUGACCGAAGGUGACAUUAUCGCGAUCUUCUCACAGUAUGGAGAGCCGGUGCACGUCAAUCUAGUUCGCGACAAGGAAACUGGCAAGAGCAAGGGCUUCGCCUUUUUGAAAUACGAGGAUCAGCGCAGCACAGAUCUUGCUGUGGAUAACCUUGGCGGUGCGACUGUCAUGGGGCGUUUUCUUCGAGUGGAUCAUGCGCGCUACAAACGAAAGGAUGAAGAGGAAGAGGAAGAUAAUGUCACCAAGUUGAUGGGCGACUCGGCUAUAAGCAAGGGCAAAGAGGUUGAGCGGAAAAAGGACAGUGAUAUAGAGGAGAGACGGCCUUUGCUGAAAGAGGAGAAGGAGCUGGAGGAUCUGAUUCGGAACCACGAUGAGGAAGAUCCUAUGAAGGAGUUCCUUAUCGAGGAGAAGAAAGAAGAGGUGGCUCGUGCGAUCGAGCUUCUUCUCGGCGACGCGAUGAUAGCAGAGAGCGAUCCAGCCGGCACCAUCGUCGGCACCGGUCUCGUUCUCCUCGCCAUCGAAGACAUCGAGAUGAGCGUUCGCCAGAUAGAGAGAGACGCUCCCGCUACAGAUCACCUGAGAGAGGAGAAAAGCCGAGACGAGACCGAUCGCAAGACCGGUCGCCCAGAAAAUCACGCUCGCCAGAACCCCGAAGAUAUCAUGAUGAGCGUUCACCAGAUAGAGAGAGACGCUCCCGCUACAAAUCACCUGAAAGAGGAGAAAAGUCGAGACGAGACCGAUCACGAGACCGAUCGCCCAGAAAAUCACGCUCGCCUGAGCCCCGAAGACACCGGAGUGAUCGGGACAGACAUGAUCGUCGACGUUGAAAGAUCGAUGCUACAUAUAAUAUCAAGUCCCAUCCAGGGCGCUACAUGCGUACCGAUAUUAUCUUGCGAUCCGGGUAUUUUCACCAAAGUCAAAGUGUCUACGCAGCACUAG